UGCAGUGACUGCUCAGUAGAGACUCUGGAAUGUGCUCUUGGUGGCUGAUGCCAUGUAGGCACUGUGAGGAAGGCAUGGCACUUAGAGAAGAGGCAAGCAGAAGUGUUGCAGGAAUUGGCUCCACCCAGGGGUGAAGGAUGCCACUCUGGGUGUUCUUUGUGAUCCUCACCCUCACCAGUGGCUCCCACUGCUCACUGCCCACCUCACUGCCCUUCAGGAUGAGGCGAUAUGCAGAUGCCAUCUUCACCAACAGCUACAGGAAAGUUCUGGGCCAGCUGUCUGCCCGUAAACUGCUCCAGGACAUCAUGAGCAGGCAGCAGGGGGAGAGGAACCAGGAACAAGGAACCAGAGUACGGCUUGGCCGGCAGGUGGACAGCAUGUGGGCAGACCACAGGCAGGUGGCGCUGGAGAGCCUCUUGGUAGCCCUGCUGCAGAAGCACAGCAGGGACUCCCAAGGAUGAAGCCUUCAGCAGAGGCUUGGGCCACCCGUACCCCAAACACAACCUGGACCCAGUUACUUCCACUUCAGUUUUGACUUUCUCCUUCCUCUGUAAAUACAAUAAA
Molecule: messenger RNA, 564 nt
Organism: Myodes glareolus (Bank vole)
Lineage: Eukaryota; Metazoa; Chordata; Mammalia; Rodentia; Cricetidae
Source: RefSeq, a predicted model, not a curated record